Exophiala xenobiotica is the source of this 855-nucleotide messenger RNA. RefSeq lists its product as uncharacterized. Gene Ontology annotation, molecular function: fluconazole transmembrane transporter activity. NCBI's taxonomy places the organism in Eukaryota, Fungi, Ascomycota, Eurotiomycetes, Chaetothyriales, Herpotrichiellaceae. The transcript has 2 exons. The record is from RefSeq and is a predicted model, not a curated record. Gene Ontology annotation, biological process: xenobiotic detoxification by transmembrane export across the plasma membrane. The coding region runs from base 1 to 855 and encodes 284 amino acids.
AUGCUCGAGCUCAUUCGUCAAGCGCCUAUCGGCCAGGCAAUUCGCUAUGUUACUCGGAACAAAUACCUCCAAUACCCUGAAGAGCGAGACGACUAUGAACUCCCAAUACUCAUCCCUAUGAAGUCAUGGCCCUGGAACACGGACAAGUCGAUGCCGCCGGAGCGCGACUUGGAGAUGCUGCGACGGAUCAGGACGAACCCGAGUGUCCAUAGCGUGGCUUAUGACAACGACCGGUUCCACGCAGAACAGAUCCUUGACAUUCAGCGCACGAAAUCACUGACCAUUGCUCCUCAAAAAACCUCGGACGGUGUGAUCCUCAUCGACUGGUACACCACGGACGAUCCUGCGAACCCUCAAAAUUGGUCACGCGGCAAGAAGGCACUUGUCACCUCGGUCUUGUCCUUCUACACGUUCGCCGUCUAUUGCGCUGGUCCCAUUUGGUCGACCGCUUCAUCGGGAAUUCAGGAGAAAUUUCACGUCAGCCCAGUCGCCGCAUCGCUGGGUCUGUCCCUUUACAUCCUUGCAUACGGCGUGGGGGACCUUCUCUUCUCGCCUCUGACAGAAAUUCCUGUCGUCGGACGAAAUCCGGUCUAUUGGCUCACUUUCACUGUGUUCUGGGUGUUGUCUUUUCCUGAGGCAGUCACGCAAAGUUUUGGAGGGCUUUUAACCCUGCGGUUCUGGCUGGGAUUCUUUGGCAGCCCAGCGCUAGCCAAUGGAGGCGCAACGACCGGCGACAUGUUCCCUCUGAUCUACAUUCCCUACGGGCUCUCCUUCUGGGGUUUUUCUGCUUGGUCCGGUCCGGCAUUUGGGCCCAUGAUCGGAGGCUUUGCCGCUCAAGCCAAGAGCUGGAGAUAG